This is a messenger RNA of Oldenlandia corymbosa var. corymbosa, 1612 nucleotides long. NCBI's taxonomy places the organism in Eukaryota, Viridiplantae, Streptophyta, Magnoliopsida, Gentianales, Rubiaceae. The record is from the annotation of a GenBank genome assembly.
UUGAUCGUCGUUUGCUCUUCCAGAUUCUCAAGUCGUAGGUAGGUCUUCGAAUUUAACAGCUUACUUAAUCUCUUAUUUGAAUUAAUCUUUCCGUCUCUUUUUUCUAUCUCUUUUUUCUUUUAAUUAAAUCAUGGAUUUGAAAUUGGAUAAUUUUCUGUAAUUGUUUGUAUGUAAGUGUUAAAUUUGUGUGCUAAAAAUUUCUUUGAUGUUGUUUCACUCGAGCUUAGGCUGUAAAUGAGCUAGUUUACUCAGUUUUUGAUUAAAGAAUUUACAUCAUUAUUAUUGCUGAGGGAAAAAAAAUUUCUGCCAUAGUUUUGCUCUCAGCUCUCUUUGGGCAUGCUUUAAAAGGAUUACCAUGGUCACCAGGUUUUAGCGUUUAAGUUCACAGUUGGUUAUUUUUACUUGCAUUUGUUUUUGGUUUGGUUUUAGCUUUUAGAAAUGUUAUUCCUUAUUAUGGCUUAUAUAGAGACAAAUGUAAUUUUGGAGCACUGUUUGGUUUUGCCUUGUUUAAGCUGAUGGAUAUUUUUUUGCUUUGGUUUAGGGGUUUUAGCUUGCCGUUUUCAUUAUGGAAGAGUCAGAAAAGAGGAGAGAAAGGCUGAAAGCGAUGCGAAUGGAAGCUGCUCAGGGUAGGGAUAAAACUGAUGCUGAAGGGUAUUCUGUGGGUGCAUCUAACAGUCUUGGCAACCCAUUGGCUGAAGCCCCAGUGGCUCCGUCUGUGCAUGGCGAGCCAAGUGUAGCUCGUAGAUUUGACUUUUACACCGACCCUAUGUCGGCAUUCUCAGGAAACAAGAGCCAGGGCAAGGUCAGCCAUCAAAAUUCACCAGACUAUUUGACGGCUCCAAGACCGAGGAAUGUUGACAGUUUUCCAGCCUAUCAGAACCAAGCCAUGUAUCCUCCGGAUCCGAGAAUGUUCCAAGCCCCUGGAUUCCAUCGCAACCCCUGCCCUUCUGGACCCUCAAGAGGGCCGCCAAGUACAUUUGGCAUAUCACAACAAGAUAACAUGAAUGUUGCACCUGGAACCUAUGGCUUCCCGUCCAAUAUGUCCAGAGGUGGUCAUUUUCCAAGGCCCGACUUUGUUCCAAGAGGUAGUCCUAGUUUCAAUUAUGGUGAAAGCAGAGGGUAUGGAAUCAACAAUAGUCCCCAGACUGGGUUUGGUAACUGGAGUAGGCCAUAUCCUCAUCCAGGAAGAGGCAGAACCCAGUGGUAUGGUGGUAAUAAUUCUCAAACUGGGUCUUCUGGCCCUUACCAUCAGUCCGGAAGAGGUAGAGGUUAUAGGCAGGGGAACAACAAUUCAGGUUCAAUGCAUACUGGUAGGAGAACAAGCUCUCAUGAGAAUGUGUCUGCUGAGAUAAGACCUGAUUUAUAUUAUGAUAAAUCCAUGGUAGAAGACCCAUGGGAGACACUAAAACCUGUUGUUCGGAGAAGAGGUGGUCGUACAAGUUUGGAGAAACCUAACUCCCCAGAAUCAUGGGUGCCAAAAUCCAUUACUUCCAAGAAAGCCAGAGUUUCAGAAGCAUCAACAACGUAUUCUGAUGGCAAAAGUUUAGCCGAAGAGCUAGCUGCCUCGUUCCAUGCAGCAGCAGCUUACGAACCUCAUGAUGAUAAUGCUUAA